This is a messenger RNA of Eruca vesicaria subsp. sativa (arugula), 378 nucleotides long. The record is from the annotation of a GenBank genome assembly. NCBI's taxonomy places the organism in Eukaryota, Viridiplantae, Streptophyta, Magnoliopsida, Brassicales, Brassicaceae.
AUGGCCGGUUUCACGGUAGCACUGAUGAUGAUAAUGAUAGGGGUGAUCAUAGUGUCUCCUUGUGUCUAUGGAAAAGAGUUCUCCGAUCGCAAGGAAAUCGAAGUAGAAAGACUUUUGAAGCGACUCAACAAGCCUGCUCUUAUAUCCAUUAAGAGCGAAGAUGGAGAUAUAAUAGAUUGUGUUCCAUUACAUACUCAACUAGCUUUUGAUCAUCCUCUCCUUAAAAACCACAUCAUCCAGAUGAGACCGAGCUUUAUACCGGAAAGUACGUCUACGUACACCAAUAAUUAUACAAAUGUUACUCAGGCGUGGCACAAGAAUGGAGUAUGCCCAGAAAAUACAGUUUCGAUAAGAAGAAUAAAGAAAGAAGAUAUCUAA